This is a messenger RNA of Lipotes vexillifer (Yangtze River dolphin), 944 nucleotides long. RefSeq names its product TIMELESS interacting protein (gene TIPIN). The record is from RefSeq and is a predicted model, not a curated record. Gene Ontology annotation, biological process: replication fork arrest; DNA damage response; DNA replication checkpoint signaling. Gene Ontology annotation, cellular component: nucleus; replication fork protection complex. Gene Ontology annotation, molecular function: DNA binding. NCBI's taxonomy places the organism in Eukaryota, Metazoa, Chordata, Mammalia, Artiodactyla, Lipotidae.
CCAUAGAGGAAAAGAUGCUAGAACCACAGGAGAAUGGCUUGAUUGACCUACCAGAUUAUGAGCAUACAGAAGAUGAAACUUUUCCUCCAUUCCCACCUCCAGCCUCUCCAGAGAGAGAAGAUGGUGAAGGAGCCGAACCUGAAGAAGAGUUAGGGAGAGGAGCACCUGUUCCUGUACCUCCAAAGAGAACAGUUAAAAGGAAUAUACCCAAGCUGAAUGCUGAGAGAUUAAUUUCAGAGAGAGGGCUUCCAGCAUUAAGGCAUGUGUUUGAUAAGGCAAAAUUCAAAGGUAAAGGUCAUGAGGCUGAGGACUUGAAGACACUAAUCAGACACAUGGAGCACUGGGCACAUAGGCUAUUCCCUAAACUGCAAUUUGAAGAUUUUAUUGACAGAGUUGAAUAUCUGGGAAAUAAAAAGGAAGUUCAGACCUGUUUAAAACGAAUUCGACUUGAUCUCCCUAUUUUACAUGAAGAUUUUGUUAGCAAUAAUGAUGAAGUAGGGGAAAAUAAUGGCCAUGGUGUAACUGCUACCGAGUUAGAUCCCUUUCUGACAAACUCAUCUGAAAGUGCACAGUUUGCUUCUGAGUCGAGUAGAAGCCUAACAGAAGAACAACAACAAAGAAUUGAGAGAAAUAAACAACUGGCCUUGGAAAGAAGACAGGCAAAGCUACUGAGUAGUAAUAGUCAGUCCCUAGGAAAUGACUUGUUAAUGAACACACCCAGUACACAGACACCUGAAGAGCGUAGUACAGGUGAGGAGCAAAAGGAGGAAGAAUCAAAUGGAUUUAACAAAGACCUUAUAGACAAUCCACAUAAUGAUGCUGCUGCCAAUACUGUAAAUGAAGAGGAGGAAUUAAAAAUAGAGAAAAUGCAACUGGACCAGUCCUUUAAAAAUAUAUAAUAGUAAGUUAAGGGUUCAUCUAGAAAUGUUACUGAGGUUGGAUAG